Molecule: messenger RNA, 7312 nt
Organism: Struthio camelus australis
Lineage: Eukaryota; Metazoa; Chordata; Aves; Struthioniformes; Struthionidae
Source: RefSeq, a predicted model, not a curated record
UUAAAUUCCUAUUCAUUUGCAAAGCCACUCUGAAAGCAGGAGGAAUAAGAUCUAUUUUCAUACCUGCUCAAAAGGUAAGAAAAACAGGUUUUUAGAGCUUCAGAAAACAACAGAAGAGAAAAUCUUUUUAAUUGUAAUUGAAAUUUAAAAGAAGAUCAAGCGUUCAAAGGGUAUUGGGCACAUUGUGAUUAGUGAGAUAGACAUUCUCUCUGAAACAGGUUAAGGAAAGGCAAAUCUAUUUCUGAGCAAUAGCAGAUUAAAAGAAAUUGGACUCAGUUUUUGAAAGGACUUCUGUAACUCAAACAUUCCCAAAAUAUUUACCUGGACAAAUGUUAGUCUUUCCUUGCCCUAUUCCACUCAGGAAAAUUCCUAAUAGAAUAAUAAUGAAACUGUAAAAGUCUUAUUUAUUUGCAGAUUUGUUUCUUGUACAGAAAACGGAGAGAUAAUCAUUUCGUACCUGCAGGGAUUCCAGCAAGACUAUUUCUCUCACAGAAGAGGAGCCAGGAAAGUGGCAUCCUACAAAAUAAUGAAAAGCUUAUCUUGUGCACAGCUUGAACAAAGGCUUACCGGAAACUUCUCAUUUCAAAUUUUCUGGGUGUUCCUAAAGUUUGUCUCUGUACACUAUGCUUACUAUUGGACAGUCAAGCCAGACUCCACUCCGGAAUGUCAUAGGCCUUGAGAUCUCUGUCUAUUAUGGGCCAAAUUCUCAGCUGAUGUAGAUCAGCACAGUUGCAUUGCAGUAUAUGAGCCAAAGGCUUCUUACACAAACUGAGGUUUUGUCCCCGUAAUCCUUGAGAAAUUCCAAGUUUCAGGGCCUGAUUCUAGCAUUCAUUUGUGGUUUAUUUUAACAGCUACUUGCUCUUUGGAAGUUCUUCCAUCCCCUUCUUGCCUGCUUUAUCUAUCCUAACAAUUAAAGCAGUGGGUAUAAUUCUCUAUGCCUCGCUUUCAUUCUUGCAGUUAUGCCAGCGUCAUGGAAUGGAGAUAGAGCAGUUGCACUUAGUUAUGUCUUUCAUUUGGGAACAUAAGAGUCAUUUAUAAACACUUAAUAAUCCUCACAAUCAUCCUAAUAAAUAGAUGAGAGCAGCGAAGAAAAUAUAUUCAUCAUCAUUCAGAGUCAGCCGCCUCAUAAAGUAGAGUGCCGUUGCCACUUUAACAUUGCACAAAACCUUCAAAAUAGCUUUGUAAAGGAUGUUAAAAAAUAACAUAAGUAUUUGAAACUGCAAGAACAGUUUAUUCUGGCACAAUAAAACCAGUUGAUAUGGAAUGUGACCAGGACAUUUGGUUAACACCCGAAUUUGAACCAAAAAGUCUGGUUUUACUGCUUAUUGAAAGAAACUCACCUAAGCAAGGAGCAAUUUGACAGGGUUGACAGGUUUCUGUUUCUACCAUUAUAAAUCUAUACUCCUUUGCAGCUCAUGUCCUUUGGUGGGAAAAACAGCUCCCAUUUUUACAAGGGUCUAUUUGGAUCAGGCAGGCAGUUUGAUCCGUAAAUCUGUCUCACUCCCCAGCAGGUAAUCAUCAUUCCAAACAAAUGACUAGAAGAUGCCAGCAAGCCCAUCUAGAAAACAGACACAGAAAUGUAGUGCUGUGAAGCAUCCUACCUAUGCAAGCAGUAUUUGGAUUUAGGCAGUAGUUAUGAACCAGAAGGUCAACAUCGUAGUAAUUACACUGGUGUGCCAGGAAGGCCGUGGAUCACAUUUGUGCGUUUCCCGGAAGGCUAAACUCUCUUCAGAACAGCUACAAAUGCUUAAAUAUGAAGUAGGAGGAGUAAAACACGUCAAAAGCAAUAGUAUUGCUAUGGAUACUGAAAGGUCUUAGUGAAAAGCACUUUCAAAUGCAAGCUUAAAUAGGAUAGUGUGGCAGCAUGUUCAGAGUGGAGUUUCAUCUUUAAUUUGGACGGACAUUAGUCAGGCUGUCUAUUAAUAUCGCCAUUCCCUAGCUGUUGCUUAACACUGGGCUAGGUUUUUUGCAGUACGCUGGUGAUUUUUCAUGCUUUGAAUUAAAUAGUUAGGCUAGAUUCUGCUGCAUUUCAUAUGUGUAAAUCCCAUUACAGAUGCCGAUAGUUUUGUAUGGAGACAAACAGCAAUAGUUUUCAAAUUGUGCCUCAUGAGCAACUCAGUUUCUCCCUAAUAUUUCGCAGAAUGAACCUUUUGGGAAGAAAGCAAUUUGCAAAAUUGUAAAGGGAGAUAGAGGCUCUCUGGAGAUCUGUCUUUUACAGAAUGUUCUACAAGAUUAAAUGCUGGUGAACAGCUUAGUUUCAGAGUUCAGGGUGUAGAGUUUCCUUAGGAGCUCUGCUGACCCACACUCGUGUGUUCCUUAUUACUCUAAAAAAAUGCGCAGAGGAAACAAAAUUGAAAAAGUUGAAAUUAAGUAGCCUGUAGGGUGAGCCUCCACCUAGUUUUCAACAGCUACUGAAAAGAAGAAGAUGAAAUGGUAAUUCAGGAUAGCAGAAAAAGGGGAAAAGGUGUGUAGAUACAGACAUCUCAUUCCCAGGCAUCUGGUACUUUGCGUGGUUUGCUUCCUGAAUCUCAUGUCCACUGGAGUUCCUGGGGCCAUGGAAGGGAACCUUAACAGAAAUAAUGACAUUGGGGUAAGAGGAAUCCAGUGGUUACAACUAGGGGACAAGACUUCUGAGCACUGUUCUCCUCUUGAUUUCUAACUCACUAAGUGACCUGGAAUUAAUCAUUUCUCAGUUUCUCAGUGUCUCAGUUUCUUCUUCCAUAAAAGAGGAACACAGUUAUUUAGUUGCUCUGUCUCCAAGGGCUGUUGCGAUACAUAAUUAAUCUUUAUAAAUCAUUUACUAAUCUUUGAAGUAAAGGGGCUGUAUUUAUUUAAGAGUGCAAAGCAGCAGAAUUAAAAAAAGGAACACAGAGAAAUAUCUAUUCGUUAUUUCCUAACUGUAGAUUUGCUUCCUGUGUCACCUGUUAGGACACUGCUGUAUCUUUUGGCAUUAUAACAGAUACUACUUUUUUUCUAUGUCACAGUGAAUGAAGUAUGGCUGCUCAGCCAGAAGCAGCAGCCCAAAUUCCAGGUCUAAAACUCCCCAAACGUGGAGAUAAGAAUAUGACUGUCACAGAAAUGAAGACAAAUCAAAGGAGUGAUGAGCUGCUGUGUCUUAGCAAUUAUGCUCCAUGGAAAGAGUAUUUUUAUGAAAAGGUACAACAGAGAACUCUGAGUCUGCAGGAGACAAAGGUGAAGAUGAUUCAUGCACAAAAGGCAAAAGAAGAAGAGGUAAAAAAGAGAGAGCCCUGCGACUGGCUGUCCAAGGAGUGGUUCAGUAAAGAGAAAUACUCACUGGAUACUCGCACCUAUUUGCUUGACAGACUCCUACCUACAUUAAUCCCAGGGGUGGAAAAGCUGUUAAUGGAAGUGGAAAGAAGGAAGAUGCUUGCAACAGACAAAUACCCAAUCAAAUUUGACCCCAUUAAUUUUCUUGGAGAAUAUCUGAUGAGGCAUAACCCCCAGUCCGAUUUUUUUACAAAACCAGGCCCAUACGUGAGAGGAAUGAAGAUGGUCACAGAGGAGCUAAAAACUGAGGUGCCAGAUACAGCAUCAAACAGGCUGGCCAGGAUGAAGUUUGAGGCAAAGAGCAAACGUAAGCAAAGGGAGCAGGUGGAGAAUAUAAAGUCUCAAGUGAAAGAGAAGAGAAAGAAGGCUCUGGCAAUUCAGUUCAAAGAAUGGACAGUGGAUGUCAGCGGGAGAAUACCGAUUGCACUGGUUCAGAGUGCCCUGAGGUCAUUUCUGGAUGUCACUGCUUCAACUCCCUUAGGUGCAGGAAAAGCAGCCUAUGACAGGAAGCUGGAAAUCGUAGACACAUUGGAAAAAAAAGUAAACAUAGAUGAAUUCACAGAGUACAUCCAUUCCACCAUUGAAAACUUUCCAAGUGACAUGUUCCAAGACCUCCUGAAGCAUCUCUGUCAGUGUGCUGAUGACUUCCGAGAAACAAUAAGACAUGAUAUGUGGAGGCAAAUGUUUACUGAUCUCUUCCUAGACUGUGAUUAUGGAAAGGUUGGUCUCUUAAAUAGGCAAAUAGUACUUGCCCUACUGGAAGAGUUCUAUGACAGAAGCCCUGUGAUUGCCAAGAGGGGACUCUGUAACCCAAGACAAUGGCCAAUAGUUGAGCUGCAAGAGAUUGAGCUUGCAGAUCUAUGGGGAGGUCUUGACGACCAGGAAGUUUGUGAGGAAUUCAGUGAAAAGUCUGCGCUAUCUCAAACAGAAAUUUCUGAGGAACAGACUUUGGCAUACAAACCUGUAGGUGAUGGCACAUAUGGAAUGAGUGCUACUGUCAGAGAUGAUCCUUUUGAACAAAUGGACAUAAGUGAAGCUGGGACUAGAGAGAUUUCUAAGGAAGAAAACCAACCAGCAGCUGUGCUUCUGAAAACAGAACCAAGGGAUGCUGAGGUAAGAGAGGAAAGUGAGGAUCCUGCGUCAAUGAUGGAAAGCACUGAUUUUGAACCUAGUGAUUUGGAUGGAGAUACAAUCCUUAGUGAGAAAUCUACUUUCUGUGGAAACACCAGAACUGAGAAGCAAUUUGAAUCUGCAAGCGCAGACAGCCAGGAGGAAUCCUUCCCAAGAUCAGCCUUUACUGGAGACUAUGUCACUAGAGAUGGACAACCUGGAUCUGAAAAGCAGAUGGAGGAGGGCGAAUUCAGCCUGGGUAGAGAGUCAGUUCCAGAAACAAAUAUGGGAGAAGACUAUAUGAUCUUGGAUAGAGAACCUGGCACAGAAGGGCAAGUUAGGCAGGAGGAGGACGAUUGGAUUGCAGAGCCAACCAAAACAAUUCCAAGACCAAUACCUGAAGCUACAGGCAUGACCUCAGAAGAAGGAGCUGUGAUUGAGAAAGAAACUUCUGCAAGAAAAGAGAGUUUUUUUAAGCAGCAUGACAACCAAUUUGGAAGACGGGCAAGCUCAGAGGCAAGACAGCAGGCUGAGGACCUUUUGCAAGACCAGGAUAAAGGUCCAGCACUCUCAGACGGACAGGAAUGUCAAGCCAAAAUUAGCCAGGAGUUUGAAAAAGCAGAACAACUGAUAGAUGGGAUGCCAUGGUCAGGGGACCUUCUGACCUCUGACCUAAGUUUCAGGUAUAGCAGCUAUGGAGAGAGAAUUCCAGAGGACUGGAACAGUGAGAACUCUAGAUUUCCAGACUUGCGUCCAAUCAUGGCAGAGAUUCAGAGCCGUGGUACUUCUCAUGCUAUGAGUGCUUUUGAUGAAAGUUGCCUCAACCUGCCGCAGUUUGUCCAGCUCAUGGAGACAUUUGUUGGUAAAGGCACUUCUCUGUCUACCGUGAAGAGGCUUAUUGCAUUUAUCAAAGAAGAAUACAAACAGACAGAAGAGGAAAAGAUGGAACAACUGAAGAAGGUUCGCCUCAUCUCUCUCUUGGCCCGACGGAAACUGCUUUUGGAGGCACUUUUUGAAAAGUGGGACAACAACGGAUCUGGGUUUCUGGACCUGAAAGAGGUAGAUGCUGUUCUAAGCACAUUCAAAGAAGGAAUGGAAAAAAAGGCCUUGAGGAAUGCAAAGAAACACCUUUGCUCACGCUACCCACAGCCUAGCAGAAUGGAGAAGCUGUCCCCGCAGACAUUCCAGGCUUAUCUUGAAUUAGUGGUUUCUGAGUUAACUGAGAACGCGGAUGAAGUCAUUGAUAACAUAGUGGAGUUUCUGACCACAAGUGUGGAACAAAGUCAUAUGGAGGGUCUGCGACGCUUGGCCAGGAGAAAAUGGCUGCACAGUAUCCAGCAAGCAGCUGAGACCAGUGGAGCAAAAAUGGAACCAGUUUACAAAGCAGUGUUUAAGACCCUCUCCCAGGAUGCAGAAGCCCAUGGGGAUAACAAGAAGAUCAGUGCAUAUAUUGCCCUUUUGGAAGAGAACCAGGUCUCACCAGAGCGAGGACAGAUUCUCCUACACUGUGUGGCAUGUACUGCAGAUGAUGCCCCAUAUGUCCUAAACCAGAUACUUUACAGAGACAUGGAAGGAGUAAGCUUUGCAGCUGUUGAAGAGGGGAAACCAAUCCAUGUUCCAAAAGUUCAGCUCCAUGGAAACAUCCACUUCUGGAACUAUGACCGCCCAGUUGAGGAGAGAAGAGGUUCAUUCCUGGUACUGCCAUUGCAAGAUGCUCACUGGAGAGUCUUUGGAAUCCUAGCACUUGAUACACUUCGGGACAAGUGUGAGAAAACCAUCUUUCUGGCCCAUGAGAUCAGUUUCUAUCAGGGAGUUUCUCAUGCAUUCAGCAAAGCCUACCACCAUGUCUGCACACUGGAAAAUGUUCUGCAAGUGACGCUCACUGCUCUGGACUGGUUGUAUCCAAGAGCACCCAACAUCUCCACUGUUAUUGUAUAUAUGAUGGAGCCUGGCCAAGAUAAGACGUGUGACUAUGCUCUGCGGAAGAUGAUUACUACAGAUCAUACAGGGCAAAGAGAACUUCAUACCUCUCCUGUUCUUCUCCUCAGAAAAGAGAACCUUUUAAGAGAUUACCUGUUUAAAUGCACAGACAGUUCACAGGUCAUUGGCACAUACGUCUGUGGAGAAUACCACUUUGCAAUACCUCUCCGUGAUCUAUCAGGAAAAGCUCUUGGGGUAUUAGAUCUCAGUAUUGGGCAUCACCAGCAAUUACCACCCCAUGAACACAAAGACCUGCAGAAAAUGCUGAAGAUGGUCCAAGCUGCCUGCUCUGAGAUAUUGAAGAUGUCUUCAGGGGAAACAGAACCAAUCUAUGUACUGGAGGCAGAACACGCGGCAAGUUUGAGGCAUGCAGGGAUUCUUUUCCACCGGUUCAUGCUGCAGGACCUGCGUGAGUGUGUCCAGAAACUUGAAGCUGAGGACUUUGCUGAAAUAAAGAGCUAUGUAGAACCUCCAGCUCUGGUACAUAACAUAGUAACGGCUGUGCUGUUGCUCCUCUAUCCAAAGUGGAAAGGCUCUGAGAAGACUGAGAACUGGAGUCAGUGUAUACUGAAACUUGAUGACAAUUUGAUUCAGAAGAUUUACUGCUUUGAUCCAACUGCUGCAUCUGUGCAAGUUCAAGCAGAGGGGCUGCUGGACUGUAUCACCGGUAUACCUAGAGCAGAUGUGUGGAAGCACGGCUCAGUCCUGGUUGAGUACUUGUAUGACUGGGUAGGCACCUGCUUGUCACUAAUAGAGCUCACAGAGAGCCUUCGUGAAACCAAAGCUCCAUCUUCAGACACUUUGAUACCAAAUUCUAGAGCGACUCCAGUUAAAUCAUUCAUUUUUUCAUCUACCUCUAGUGAUUCUGAUAGUUAACAUUUUUUAUUAAAUUAACUGUUUUACAUUUGUUAUGCAUUGCUACUAAAUAUUUGUU